This is a messenger RNA of Biomphalaria glabrata, 1815 nucleotides long. RefSeq lists its product as uncharacterized. Bases 1 to 1518 code for a protein of 505 amino acids. Lineage: Eukaryota; Metazoa; Mollusca; Gastropoda; Planorbidae. The record is from RefSeq and is a predicted model, not a curated record. The transcript has 14 exons.
AUGACCGCUCUACAUUGUUAUGGUAUCUAUGGAAAUGCUUCUUUUGGUCUGAUUGUGGGAAGUCCCGCUGCCACAUCUUUCGCAUACAAUUGCAAUACUGCAAGGCGAGGAAAAGCAAAUACCACAGAUUUUCUUUUAGACAUGUUGAGCCCCUCGGAAGCCAGUGGCAAAACGUUUGUGAUACUAAAACCUCUAAGGAAACUCACCCCUGCCAUUGGCUUGGUGAUCAUUAUUAAUGUUGCCAUAGCUAAAAAUAGCUUCAACGUGACCAAGGAGUCGGUAACGUCGAAAGAUAUUGAGCUGAAGGAGAUUGAAUGCAAAGAGUUGGAGGGCUAUGCCAAAGGUCCCUUGGUGAUAAGAAGCAAAUUGGCGGUUUAUGUGGUUCUCAUCCAGCCGUCCACUUGUGUACAGUAUGAUACCGUCGCUGAGCUAGACGGAGACGCGUCCAUGACAACCAUCGUCCCUGUGGAGCUCUUCUUUGAUAUUUAUGUCUGGAGCACACCAGGAUUGGGUAAGAUUGUGAUAAAGCAUUACAUGACAUUAAUAGUGCCUAAGAACAUGGAAACUCUGAUUGUACUUAAUGAGCGUCCAUUAGACGAGCUCACUCAAACGGAAAAAGAAACGAUCUCAUCCUGGGAUUUGGUGGGAAUCCCGUUAGAUGCCGGGAUCUACGAGCUGUACAGUACCCCUGUUAUCUACUUCGGCUGCUACGUCUACGGCUACGCCAAGGGAAGUGGCUACAUGCAAGUGGCUGGCUACAUGAAUGGGAGGCUUUAUGACAAGAAUCGAAACAGGAUAUGUGAAAAGUCUGCACCUAAACCCGGAGAUUUAUUGGAUAAUGAUUGCGAUGGUAAAAUCGAUGAAGAGAUCAAUAACAACCUUGAUGACGACGGGGAUUCUCAAAUAGAUGAAGAUUUAGCCAAACCAAACCGAAUAAAUGGUGCAUGGACUGACUGGUCAGCCUGGACCUGUAGCACUGACUGCAAAGAUCACAAAAUGUACAGGUCACGAGAUUGCACCAACCCCGCCCCUCAGAAUGAAGGAACUCCAUGUGAAGGCGAGGAAAAAGAAGCCAAGGAAAGUGACUGCUACAGGAACAAAUUGUGUCCUAAAGACUGUGGCCCUGGCUUCUGGGGUGAGGACUGCAAGUUCCUAUGUCAGAACUGUGAACCCGACUGUGAAAAGUUUACUGGACAGUGUUCUAAUUGCAAGGCCGGCUAUAAGCGCCCGAAAGAAAGGUGUAACGUAGGUUGUGAGGAGAAUGAAUACGGACCCAACUGUCUAAAGAAUUGUACCCAUAAAUGUGGAGAGGACUGCGCAGACAGGAUCCACGGAUUUUGCGCAAAGAAUAUACUCCUCUACGCACCCCUGAUGUUGAUACUGUUUCUGACACCGUAUGUACUGCUGUUUUGUCUCAGAUCGAGAGACAGAAAGAUCCAGAAGGAAGAAGGAGAACAGAAAUCAAAACUCGUAGCCAUACCCGAAACAAAAAGCGGUUCGUCAGAGGAUUCAGAUUAACACGGCCAGAGAUCUUUGGGCGCCUCUGGGUCCACCUAGCUCUAACGGGUACCUGACAUUAGUUGGGGAAAAGUGAAGGCGGUUGGUCGUUGUGCCGGCCAAAUGACACCCUCGAUAACCGUAGAACACAUCAUCUGCCCUACAGACAACAAGAUCUGAAAAGGGAACUUUAUUUUUUUUUAACACACGACCUGCUUUUGGCUCACCUAUUUUUAAUCUUUUCGUUAAUAAAAAAAAAUUAAUGUUAUUAAUUAUAUUCCUAGUUUUCUUCCUUUGAUAUGCUUUGUAGUUAUACAA